Messenger RNA from Teleopsis dalmanni, 924 nucleotides. RefSeq lists its product as uncharacterized. Gene Ontology annotation, molecular function: RNA-DNA hybrid ribonuclease activity; nucleic acid binding. Gene Ontology annotation, biological process: DNA replication, removal of RNA primer. NCBI's taxonomy places the organism in Eukaryota, Metazoa, Arthropoda, Insecta, Diptera, Diopsidae. The record is from RefSeq and is a predicted model, not a curated record. The transcript is spliced from 2 exons. Bases 1 to 924 code for a protein of 307 amino acids.
AUGCUGGGAAGUACAUGGGGUCUCUCACCCGGUCUUAUGUACUGGUGCUACACGGCUAUAGUUAGACCUAUAUUACUUUACGGUAUAUUAGUUUGGUGGACAGUUGUGAAAAAGAAAACAUAUAUAAAACCCCUGGAAAAGGUCCAAAGACACGCGGCGAUGUGCAUCACCGGUGCAAUAAGAACAACUCCGACGGCAGCUCUAGAAGCUAUACUAAACUUACCCCCAAUUGAUAUCUUUGCCGAGAAUAUGGCGGCAAAAACAGCCGAACGGCUACGCAUCACUGGGCAACUUACUCGAAGAUCUUUCGGGCAUAACGUUGUAAAUCAGAACACCACUCUUGAUUCGGAUUAUAUGAUUCCGAUCAUGUACACCGGAGCAACAAUAAAAACUGUGAUCGAAAACGAAGGAUGGAAAAAAGGCAUGGUGCCAAAAUGCAACACCAUAAAUGUUUUCACAGACGGUUUAAAGAUGGAAGUGGGAGUAGGAGCCGGCAUAUAUUGUGCGGAAUUGAGCAUAAGAAUGCCGUUUAAACUUCCCAACUACUGCAGUGUAUUCCAAGCAGAAGUGUUUGCUGUUAAGAAAGCGGCGGAGCUUGUGUGUAGGGAUGAAACGAGGAACUACUGCAUAAAUUUCUAUGUGGAUAGCCAAGCAGCCAUUAAGGCGAUCGAAUCUUACUGGUCAUCAUCCAAAAAUGUUCUAGAAUGCAAGGAAGCUAUAGCAAGACUAGCCUGUAACCGCAGACUUUGUAUGUACUGGAUUCCUGGCCAUAAAGGCAUAGAGGGAAAUGAGACAGUUGAUGCUAUUGCUAAAAAUGGCGCAAAACUUUCAGAGGAACAAACGAGCGAAGUACUUAGACCUUUGAAACAAAUACAUAAACUUCGGGACGAGCACAUGAUAAGGAGAGCGAAGCACAGAUACUAG